Messenger RNA from Gigantopelta aegis, 1427 nucleotides. RefSeq names its product hemicentin-1-like. The transcript is spliced from 9 exons. Lineage: Eukaryota; Metazoa; Mollusca; Gastropoda; Neomphalida; Peltospiridae. The coding region runs from base 94 to 1380 and encodes 428 amino acids. The record is from RefSeq and is a predicted model, not a curated record.
UUGACGGUGACAGAGGGUACGAACGUUACGCUGUCGUGCAGCGCAUUCGGGAGUCCGCAACCAGUUCUUAAAUGGACGCCAGACCCAGGAGCCAUGGAUCGAACCAGGGUGAAGGUCAACGGCCCUGACCUCGUGAUCACGAACGUGCGGGUCAAGGACGGCGGGGUGUACACGUGCAGCGCGACGAACGUGCUGGGAGGCGCAAGCAAAGUGAUUUCACUGAACAUACUAAAACACAUAGCUAUUCAGAACAAGCUGAACGACACGACGGUCAAGGAAGGCCACUCCGUGCGGUUCGAGUGUAACUUCAAGAGUAACCCCAAACCGACGAUCACGUGGUAUCACUACAACAUCGACGGCAGCAAGGACAAGGUCACGUCCGGUGUCAAGGUCAUUAACAACGGAACCGGAUCUCAGCUGCUGAUCACGUUCACGAAGUACACUGACUCCGGGCAGUACGUGUGUGAGGCAAACAACGGCGUGGAAGUAGUGCAGGGCAGCGGCCACCUCACCGUGUUAUCGAAACCGUACAUUACGAAGAUUACCGGAAAUGGUCACGUGACCGCCAACAAAGGUGACACGAUUCGCCUUUGGUGUACCAGUACAACUCAGCCCGGUUAUACUGUAUCGUGGAAUCACCCGACUACGUCAUCAAAAGUGUACACGGAUUCGGACGGAUCGCUGGUGAUCAGUAAUAUAGGGCGCGGAGAAGAGGGGCGAUACGUGUGCACGGCCACUAACUCUCUAGGAGUCGACAAGGCUGCUGUUAACGUCACUGUAGAGGUUCCGCCCUCCGCCACGAUACAGCCCAACCUGCUGCCGAUCCGGGGAACUGUUUUCUUCGACUGUCAGGCCGACGGAGAUUCCCCGCUCUCGAUCACGUGGCAGAAAGAUGGCGUCCAGCUGGACCUGACAAACAAGGCGAAGUACCUCACACUUCCGGCGGCCGGAACCAGCCACAAAUUGUUGAUUAUGGGUGCCUCAGCGGGGGAUGCCGGGAAAUACUCAUGCAUCGUGGGCAACCGUCUGGGGCAGGCGACCGCCGCUGCACUUGCGUACGUUGAUCUGGGUUCAGUGUUUUGUUCUGCCACGUUUGCUGACUGCAUGGCUCAGUUUUGCGGCGCUCACUGUCCAGCCAACUGUAAGACAAACUCUGCACCUGUGUUUGGUGAGAUAGCGUACACUUCAACAUCGUCGAUCUGUCGCGCCGCCAUUCACAGCGGCAUAAUACCCGAGACGGGCACGGCCACAGUGGUAUGGUCCAAGAUAGGGGUGCAGCCUGGCUUCACUGGAGUCACGGAACACGGCAUCACGUCACAGAGUUCCUCCAAGGCGGACGUUGGUUCAGUACCGCUGGCAGUUGACGUCAGAAAUCAUUAAUAUUCUAUACAUGUCUCGUUUCUGAAUAAAUCAUUAUAUUAAUAUUA